UUCAUAAGCUUGCCAUCUUCACUAACUUGUCAUUCACGAAAUACAGCCACAUUAUAUGGAUUCAAUUGCCAAGCCAACUCCUUGUGAAGCACAUCCUGAAACAAUGGAGUUUCUUUCAAGCACUUGGUGCAAUUUUGCAGUUCAAGCUCUUCAACCAGAGCUUUCUGAUCAAUCAUCAAUUGUUCUAUUAGACAACUCAAUAAAGAAAUUUGAUUGUGACUUGAUCAAGCCUUCUUUUGUGAAAAUGGAAGAUUCAGACUUCAAGAAUCUACCACCAUGGAAAUCUAACGAUGUUAAGUCAUGGAUAUGGAUGCAACAAGCAAUGCAUCCUGAGUUAAAUUACAAUAGAAAGAAAUGGUUGCCAUGGAAAAUAGCACCAUUUAAGAUAAUAUCGAUCAAGAAAUGGUUGAAAGAGAUAAAACAAAAGAGAAAAGAAGAAGAUAGGCUACAAAGAGCAGAAGUACAUGCAGCAAUAUCAGUUGCAGGUGUAGCUGCUGCACUAGCUGCUAUUGCUGCUGAGAACUCGAAAAAAAAUAAUGAAUCCGGUACCACCAAGGAGGAAGCGGUGGUCUCUGCGGCGGCUUUGGUGGCGGCACAGUGCGCCAAAGUCGCAGAAGCGAUGGGAGCGAAGAGGGAACAGCUUAGCAGCGUGAUAGGUUCAGCCAUGAGUGGUACCACUGCAAGUGACAUCCUAACACUCACUGCUGCUGCUGCAACAUCAUUAAAAGGAGCAGCUACUCUUAAAGCAAGAACAGGAUGCAAAAAUAUACUAAAUGGAAGUGCACCAGUGCUGCCCAUAGAGGACAAUAAUGACCUUGAUUUUGACUUUCAAAAACCUAGAUCAAUCCUUGCCAAUGGCUCUGAACUCCAUGUUGAAACACCUGAUGGAAAUUUUAGAGUGAGAUCAGUGUCUAUUUUCCUCAACAGCCAGGCCAAGGUUAUUCUAAAAAUGAGAAAGCUCAAUUUGUUGAAAAGCAAGAAGGAAAGUAUUAUACUGGACCUGCAUGCUGAGUUGUAUAAAGAUUCAGAAGAAGAUCAAGAAAUUGAGGGCACAUGUUAUCUUAUAGUGUUGACUACAAAUCAAGGGAUAAUAAAGCUAGACAUGGGUGAUGAUUAUCAUCGUUACAAGACAUGGGCCUCUACUAUCAAUCAUAUGCUUAUGCUCUCCACUUCUGUUGCAAAGUAUGAGUUUCAACUAUUCAAAAAUUGAAGCUAAAAAAGAUCUCCAUCCUGCUUUUGUACUUUAAUUGUGUAAUUAUUAUCAAUGUAACAUCAUAAUUUUUUUGUUCAAUACAUGAAAAUAAAUCUUUUGAGCAAUUUUAUAUCUGCUGACUAAUAGUAAAUGCAAUUAUUUUGCAAUAAAAUUAGACAAAA
This is a messenger RNA of Jatropha curcas, 1374 nucleotides long. RefSeq names its product auxin canalization protein (DUF828). The record is from RefSeq and is a predicted model, not a curated record. NCBI's taxonomy places the organism in Eukaryota, Viridiplantae, Streptophyta, Magnoliopsida, Malpighiales, Euphorbiaceae.